This is a messenger RNA of Syzygium oleosum, 1229 nucleotides long. RefSeq lists its product as uncharacterized. The record is from RefSeq and is a predicted model, not a curated record. The transcript has 3 exons. NCBI's taxonomy places the organism in Eukaryota, Viridiplantae, Streptophyta, Magnoliopsida, Myrtales, Myrtaceae. The coding region runs from base 205 to 1032 and encodes 275 amino acids.
CACUCCUCUCUCUCUCUCUCUCCCUCUCCUUCUCUGGCGACGGUUCGUUCGUUCUUCUUCUUCUUCUUCUUCUUCGUCUUCUCAUCACUCGGAGGAACUUCUCUUUAGUUUUUGGAUCACUUUCUCGUUACACGAAAUCUGAUAUAAGCGUCGUCUCUGAACUUCAAAACUCAAUCGAAGGUAGUAGCGUUAAGGGGAACAAAAAUGUCAGGAGCAACCUUGGGUGUGGCUCCCGGUGCGGAACUUGACCAAACCAUCCUCUCCGCAGCCACGAAACCAACUCGGAAGGCCGCGAACCAGCAAUCCCUUGUUGGCGGAGUGAUGGGCUCGUUGCGUGUGAUCGAGCUCCAGCUCGUGGCAUUUAUAAUGGUGUUCUCCGCUAGCGGCCUCGUCCCCCUUCUCGACCUCAUUUUCCCCGCCUUUGCGUCUGUGUAUCUCAUUGCCCUCUCGAAGCUGGCCUUCCCGUCUCAUGGCAAUGCCGCCACAGCUUCAGCGGAGAUCUUCCAGGGUGGCAGGCUGUUCAGGCUCUAUGUUGUGGUGGGGACUACCAUUGGAUUGUUUCUGCCGUUGGCUUACGUGCUAGGCGGUUUCGCAAGGGGCGAUGACCACGCAGUGCGGUCCGCGACCCCGCACCUGUUCUUGCUUUCGUUUCAGAUAUUGACUGAGAACUUGAUAAGCGGGCUGUCACUUUUUUCGCCACCUGUGAGGGCAUUGGUGCCGUUGUUGUAUACUGUGAGGCGGAUAUUCGUGAUCAUCGAUUGGAUGACUGAUGUGUGGUUCAAUAAGACCCUGCAGGCAAAUGCACAGAUUAAGGAUGUGGUGUGGUUCUGGUUUGGGAGGAGCUUGGCUGCGGGCAAUCUGUUAUACUUCUCGAUCAACUUGUUUGGGUUCUUGAUUCCCCGGUUCCUUCCACGGGCGUUCGAGAGAUAUUUCAGGGAAAGAGACGAGACUCACGGAAAGAUGGCAGAGGAUAAGCCUCGCGUAACCGCGGCCACAAACAAAUCCCAGCGAUCAGAUAAGAAAUCGGAUUGACGCCCUUUUUCUCCAUGCUGGCCUAUGUUUGUCACAGUUUUUUUCUCUUCAUGGACUUGGGGAAAUCGACUUCUUUUCUCGUUCUAACUGCAAUAUGUUUCUGCUCUUUUACUUCACGAUCAUGUGUCUUUAGGCUUCUCUUUUAAUCGACACAGCAUCUGUAUUGCCGAAAUCGGUGAGAAUGGUUUUCGUUGUAU